Messenger RNA from Echinococcus granulosus, 2268 nucleotides. Its product is annotated as Paraplegin. Bases 1 to 2268 code for a protein of 755 amino acids. Lineage: Eukaryota; Metazoa; Platyhelminthes; Cestoda; Cyclophyllidea; Taeniidae. The transcript has 9 exons. Gene Ontology annotation, cellular component: m-AAA complex. Gene Ontology annotation, molecular function: ATP binding; ATP-dependent peptidase activity; metalloendopeptidase activity. The record is from RefSeq and is a predicted model, not a curated record. Gene Ontology annotation, biological process: mitochondrial protein processing; protein-containing complex assembly.
AUGCUUCUUCAGUCAAUCCGACGAACUUUUGUCCGCCUAAUACAUUCUAGAUGGUUUCCCACACCUGCUUCAAGCAACACUGAGCCAUUACACCUCUUUUAUUCUCGUAACUUCCGGCAAUUCAAAACACCGUCUAGAUGGUUUAGACAAGAUUCCAAGCCAUCACCAUCAAAGGUUGAUGAAGAAAUGGACCCACGCCGGCCUCCCAAAAGAAUGCCCAUGGCCCCUUUCAUAGCUUUUUCAGCAGGUCUCUCAAUAGCCAUUGCGUACUACCUCUACAAAGUCUCUAAACCCGUUGAAGUGUCGUGGCGGGUCUUUGAAGAAUUUCUCUCUCGUGGUGAGGUUCGCAGCAUUCAAGUCUCACAGACUCGUGGAAGAGCGCUUGUUCUCCUUCAGUCUGCACAAUUUGUAGAUGGGAAUGCUGUCUUUAUAGUUUGUGUUCCUCUUCAAAACGAAACAGCUCUUGAUUUUGAACGUCGUGUGCGUUUAUUCGAGGCAAAAAUUGGUAUUCCUCAGUCCGAUCAAAUACCUCUUACUGUUGCCCACGAAAUGAACACCAAUGGCUUCUUAAUUACGGUUAUACUCUCCUCAGCCGUUGCUGCCACUGCUGCAUUGCUAUGGAUACGCAAAAACGCUCCCCAUGACCUACCACCAAAAGAGGCAAUUAUGGUGGCUCUGCGGAAGCUCUUCUACCAGAAGAGCGACGUUGGGGGGCGCACGAUGAAAAAAAAGCAGAGACAACCACCGUUACCUAGACAUUCCAAGGAUGAGCCGAGCGUCGGUGGCAGUUAUACUGGGGGCUUUGGUAGUGGAAUGCCGUUCCUUGAUGCAUUUCCCGGCAUGGGAGAGCCUGAACCCAUCACCACCAAUAUCACUUUUGAUGAUGUGGCGGGCAUGCAUGCAGCAAAGGAGGAGGUGAUGGAAUUUGUCUCUUAUCUCAAAAACCCCACUAAGUACCAGGACCUUGGUGCAAAGUUACCCAAAGGUGCGCUUCUGCUGGGUCCUCCGGGGACGGGCAAGACUCUUCUUGUCAAGGCCCUUGCUCACGAGUCCGGCGUGCCUUUCUACUCCAUGGCUGGCUCGGAGUUCAUCGAGAUCAUUGGUGGUCUUGGCGCCUCACGAAUCCGCAAACUCUUCAACGCUGCCCGACAGAGAUCUCCCUCCAUUAUCUUCAUUGACGAGAUCGAUUCCGUUGGACGUAAACGUUCUGCUUCGGCGCCAGGUGGUGGUGGUGGCGGAGUAGCAGAAAUGGAGCAGACCUUGAAUCAGUUGUUGGUGGAGAUGGACGGGAUGGACACCACGGAGGGAACCAUCGUCUUUGCGGCAACGAACCGCGCUGAUCUGCUGGAUAAGGCUCUGCUACGGGCCGGCCGAUUUGAUCGCCACAUCUUCAUCGAUCUACCCAAUAUAGCUGAACGUAGGGAACUUCUGGACAUGUAUCUCGGCAAGUACAAACUGGCCACCAGCAUCGACGUGCCGGCGUUGCGCGACCACCUGGCCACAUGGACAUCCGGCAUGUCCGGUGCGGACAUUGCGCGACUCUGCAACGAAGCCGCCCUCAUCACGGCCAGAGGUGUCCAUGCUGAAGAGGGCAUCCAAGUUGCAGAUUUCGACAGCGCUCUGGAGCGUGCAGCAAAGCGCUCGAGUCCGCUCUCGCAGCCUGAGCGUCGAGUGGCGGCGGUACAAGAGGCGGGACGGGCACUAAUAGCUUCAUUACUACCCUCAACGGGACUAAAGCCGUUCCGCGUUUCCAUCGUGCCUCGCGCCUCCACUGGCGACUCCGGCAUUUCCGGUAGCCUUGGCUUCACCCAAUUUGUCCCCGAAGAGCGCCUCCUUCUCUCCCGUGACGACAUCGCCGACCGGCUCACCGUUCUCCUCGCCGGUAGGGCUGCAGAGGAGUUCGUCUUUAAGGCCUCCUCUGAUGCCUCACAGCAGUAUCUCAAGAAGGCUACCGACUUAGCCUACAAGGAAGUGCGAGAUUGGGGGAUGUCCAAGGCUGUGGGCAACCUUAGUUUUGGCGAUCACUCGCAGAAUCCCUUCUCGAUGGAGCCUUACAGUAAGCGGACCGCGGCAAUGAUUGAUUGUGAGGUGCAGCGCCUCGUGGCGGAGGCAUUCCAGUGCGCCAUGACACUGAUUAAGCAGAACGAGUUGAAACUGCGUCGCAUUGUUGAUGAACUUCUUGAGAAGGAAGUCCUUUCGGCAGACGAAUUAAAGGCCAUCAUCGCCUCAGACUCAGGUGUCUCCUGCUCCAACAUUUCCACGUCCUGA